UAAGGUAAAAUCAAGAGACGUUCACCCUCCCACUUCGGCCCUAACGUCUCUCUCUCUCUCGUCUUGUAUUACGGAACAGCUCAGCAUUAACACCAGGUUAAACAAUUCCUGUGAUACUGGUGUGGACAUACGGGUCCGUCAACAAUGCCCUACCAGCUCAAAAGCUUGUAUGCCAGCCUUCCGCAGGUGGAGAGAGGUGUUGCAAAGGUUAUCGGAGGAGACCCUAAAGGGAACAACUUCCUCUACACCAACGGCAAGAGUGUUAUCAUCCGCAACAUCGAGAAUCCUGCAAUAAGCGAUGUCUACACAGAACAUUCUCAUCAGGUUUUGGUGGCCAAGUAUGCACCCAGCGGAUUCUACAUUGCAUCUGGAGACGUGUCAGGGAAGCUGCGCAUUUGGGACAGCACGCAGAAGGAGCACAUCCUCAAGUAUGAGUACCAGCCCUUUGGCGGGAAGAUCAAAGACAUCUCGUGGAGCGAGGACAGCAAAAGGAUCGCCAUCGUUGGGGAGGGGCGGGAGAAGUAUGGCUCGGUGAUCCUGUGGGACUCAGGUUCAUCCGUGGGAGAAAUCGCAGGCCAUACCAAGACCAUCAACAGCGUGGACAUCCGUCCAAGCCGCCCUUACCGCCUCGUGACGGCCAGCGAUGACAACUGCGGCGCCUUCUACCAUGGCCCACCCUUCAAGUUCCAAUUCACGCUCAUGGACCAUACCCGCUUUGUGAACUGCAUACGAUUUUCUCCUGACGGUGCAAGGUUUGCGACAGCUGGAGCCGAUGGUCAGAUCUUUGUGUACGAUGGCACGAGCGGACAGAAGAUAUGUGCCCUGGGAGGAGACAAGGCGCACGAUGGAGGAAUUUAUGCUAUCAGCUGGAGUGCUGACAGCUCUCAGCUUAUCUCGGCAUCGGGCGACCGCACCGUGCGACUCUGGGAUGUGGCCACCAGCACGGCGACUACCACGUUCAGCAUGGGCCCCGACGUGUCCGACCAGCAGCUGGGUUGCCUCUGGCAGGGCUCCCACAUGCUCAGCAUCUCACUGUCUGGGCACAUCAAUUACCUGGACGCCAACAAUCCCAGCAAGCCCAUCCGAGUCAUCAAGGGCCACAGCAAACCAGUGCAGUCCCUCGCACUGAACAUUCCAAAAGACAAAGACGGCCAAGCCACCAUCUACACUGGCAGCAUCGACGGCCACAUCAAUCACUGGGAUGCGGAGAGUGGAAUUAAUGACGGCUUUGCGGGGAAAGGCCACACCAACCAAGUGUCCCACAUGGCCGUAGAUGAAUCAAACUCGCUCGUCAGCUGCUCAAUGGAUGACACGCUGCGAUUCACAAGCCUCGACUCGAAGGAAUACAGCGCACAAGAUACACUGAAGCUGAAUGAGCAGCCAAAGUCAGUUGCAGUGGGUCCUGGUGGCUGCACUGUGGUUAUCUGCAUUGGGCAGAUCUUGCUGCUGAAGGAUCGCAAGAAAGCAUUUGUGAUAGAGGCUCCUGGAUUCGGCCCUGAAGCUGUGUCCAUCCACCCAAGCAAUGGCAUUGUUGCAGUCGGGGGUGUAGAUGGAAAGGUGCACAUGUACGAUAUCGAUGGAAACACCUUGAAGAAGCAUGCAACCGUGUCGGCGCUGCAGGCACACGGCCCCGUCACUGACCUGGCUUUCUCUCCGAACGGCGCUUUCCUGGCUGUGUGUGACAGUAACAAAGUUGUCAGUGUCUUCAACACAGUUGAUGACUACAAGGAGCACGGCACAUUUUACGGGCACCACGCCAAGGUGACCUGUUUGGCCUGGUCUCCUGACUGCCAGCACUUUGCCACGGGGGGCAUGGAUAUGAUGGUCUACGUGUGGACAGUGGAAGACCCAAACAAUCGCAUCAGGAUUCCAGAUUCACACCGAAUGCAUCACGUGAGCGGAAUAGCGUGGCUAGACACCCACACCCUGGUCACCACCUCCCAUGAUGCCACCGUCAGGCAGUGGACCAUCACUUACUAAGUGGCGCAGUGCCACAUUGUCUCAGGUCUUAUAUAUAAAUCGAAUUCUCCUGGACUGCUAUGAACAGAAGUAAAUCUCCCAAUGCUAUACUGUGUUUCUACGCACAAUGUACUAAUAUGCAAAUACAUAUGAUUCGCCAAGGAUGUUUCUUAAUAAACAUGUGGCGGCGUCUCGCCAUCAUGACAGGUACACAGCGUUCCUGCAAGUGAUAAUAUGCAAUGUGUUGCCAUGCUGAAUUAUACGAUACGUCUCUUACGCCCGUCGUGGUAUUCACACACACACAUCACGUUUAAAUUCAACUUAUUUAGGAAAAUUAUGCACUCGCGACAUGUCCAGCGUGACUUCUGGAACAAUUUACACAUGUCUGUUGACAACACUCUUUCUUACGCAACAUAUUACUGUUAAAUGUAAUCGAAUAAUAAUGUAUUCACAAAACAAACAUGUAAUGGCGAUUCAUGCAACUAAUACUGUAACAGUAACAAAUGUAAAAUUUUCAUGUGUUUAUGACUGCAUUCAUUUACUUGGUUAUACAGUUUAUCAGCCUUUUUUUACUGACCAUGAGUCUGGUAGCUUACAGACCUUUACGUAAUUAAUCACAGAUUCUGUUUCAAGUGUGAGCAACAUCAAAUGGCACUUAGAUCAAAAUAUUUUUUAAUGUGUGUGAAUUCGGAAAAUGUAUUGCUUCUGCCUAGCAGGUCUACUCGGCUGAUGCUAAGGGUAAGACAGCUUUGGUGAAACCGUAAAGAGAAAUUCCUCUCAAAUGAUGUGACAUUUGAGAAUGCAGCAUUGAGAUGUCCUAAAUGUUAUGAAUUUAUAACUCUGCUUCACACUGCUGAAUUUUGCUUUGACAAUGCCAACUGAAAAUAUAUUAUUCGUGGCCGUAUCAUUGUUUUGCACGUUGUAAACCUUUCUUAAAAUAUAAUAAAUUGAGGUUUUGAGCAACAU
Molecule: messenger RNA, 2925 nt
Organism: Lethenteron reissneri (Far Eastern brook lamprey)
Lineage: Eukaryota; Metazoa; Chordata; Hyperoartia; Petromyzontiformes; Petromyzontidae
Product: WD repeat-containing protein 1-like
Biological process (GO): sarcomere organization; locomotion; actin filament depolymerization
Cellular component (GO): cortical actin cytoskeleton
Molecular function (GO): actin filament binding
Source: RefSeq, a predicted model, not a curated record